UAUCUUCUCUUCUUAUUCGUAGUCCGUUUGUAGGCAAGAGAUCGAGAUCGGCGAUGGCGCAACAGGAGGAGAGAUCCACAGGAACUGUUCAGUGGUUCAAUGAUUCGAAGGGAUUCGGCUUCAUCAAACCAGACGACGGCGGCGAAGAUCUCUUCGUUCACCAUUCCUCCAUCAAGGCUGACGGUUUCCGCAAACUCUUCGAGGGUGAUUCCGUCGAGUUCCAGAUCUUGCUUGGCCCAGAGGGCAAAACUCAGGCCAUUGAUGUCACCAUCGAGAAGAACGCCGGAGGACGCAGCGGUGGGGGAUGGAGAGGAAACGACAGGCGGAGUAAUGGUACUGGUUACGGCGGUGGAGCCGGGGGCGCAGGAUGUUACAACUGCGGCGAUCCGAAUCACUUGGCUAGAGACUGUAGCCGUGGAAGUAAUAGCGGUGGUGGAGGCGGUAGUUGCUAUAAUUGCGGUGGCAGAGGCCAUUUCGCGAGAGAUUGUAUUGUGGGAAAUAACGAUGGGGGAAAGAGUUGUUAUAACUGUGGGGAGUACGGGCACAUGGCGAGGGAUUGCAGUAAUAUUGGGGGAGGCGAUGGUAAUACUAGUGGUGGGUGUUACAACUGUGGGGAGCAUGGACACUUGGCAAGGGAAUGUAGGAACACUGGAGGUAGUGGUGGGAGAUUCGAGAGGGAGAGGGAGAGGGGAUUUGGUGGCGGAGGUGGUGGAUGCUACAAUUGCGGCAAGCCUGGGCAUUUUGCAAGGGAGUGUACUACAUCGUGAUCUUGAAAAGAAGAGUAAAUAGUACAUAUUUCUCCUUCUUUUCUAUAAUGUUUUGGUUAUCUUGGUUUCUUUUUCAGUUGAAAUAUACAUGGGUUGGCAUGGCAUCUAUAUUUGUUUUGGGUUCAGUCUGGUGAAUCACUGGCUAGGAAUUUUUUUCCAGUUUUGAUAUACAAAGAUGGUGGUUCUGAUAAAGGAAUUUUUUUGGUGAUUUGGAUAAUUUUCUAAUGAUCUGUUUCCUAUUAUAUUUUAGCG
Tripterygium wilfordii is the source of this 1019-nucleotide messenger RNA. Its product is annotated as cold shock domain-containing protein 3-like. The record is from RefSeq and is a predicted model, not a curated record. The coding region runs from base 54 to 767 and encodes 237 amino acids. NCBI's taxonomy places the organism in Eukaryota, Viridiplantae, Streptophyta, Magnoliopsida, Celastrales, Celastraceae. The transcript has a single exon. Gene Ontology annotation, molecular function: zinc ion binding; nucleic acid binding.